CGAGCUGCGCGUGACGCGGAAUCGGGUCACAUGACCCCUGUCAACAUCCAGCAUGGCGGACGCGGACAGCCAGAGAUGUGUGAGCGCUUUACUGAACGGAAUCACGCAGAGACUUUAUUACGGCAAUACAGAAGUCACGGAGGAGUUUCUGAAGAAUGAGCUCUACGCCGAGAUGACCCCGGACGGGUUCCGCGCGCUACAUGACAAGAUGAGGUCGCUGCUGAAGUCCAUCGCGUCAGCAGACAUGGAUCAGGCGCAGCUGGAAGCGUUCCUCACGGCACAGACGCGUAAGCAGGGCGGCAGCGGCGUGACCCCGGAGCAGGCGACCGCUCUGGCACGCUUCUGGAAGGCCCACCGGACGCGGGUACGAGAGAGUCUGCUGGCUCAGAGUCGCUGGGAGCCCGGCCUCAGGGGCCUGAAGUGGAGGGUGGACCUGCACACAACCGCCAGCAGGGGGCAGGUGUCCAACAGUCCCGUGGCCCUGGUGGAGUUAGAGCUCGGCCGCCCCGGAGAGGGAGAGAGCUCUGAGUUUGUGUGUUUGGAGUUUGACGAGCAGAAGGUGAAUCUGGUGUUGAAGAAGAUGGCAGAACUUCAGGAGAGCAUCGACAGCGUCGUGCACCGCAGCUAGAGCUGAUCUGCCUCUUCAUAGGUGUGUGUGUGAGAGAGAGAGAGAGUGAGGGAUUGUGUGUUUGUUUUAUAUGCUGUAUUAUCAUAAAGCUAUAUUCAUCAUAAAUAAUCAUU
This is a messenger RNA of Sinocyclocheilus grahami, 741 nucleotides long. Its product is annotated as COMM domain-containing protein 1-like. Gene Ontology annotation, cellular component: endosome. Bases 53 to 628 code for a protein of 191 amino acids. The transcript is spliced from 3 exons. Gene Ontology annotation, biological process: negative regulation of protein localization to cell surface; negative regulation of sodium ion transmembrane transport; copper ion homeostasis. The record is from RefSeq and is a predicted model, not a curated record. Lineage: Eukaryota; Metazoa; Chordata; Actinopteri; Cypriniformes; Cyprinidae.